Alosa sapidissima (American shad) is the source of this 1088-nucleotide messenger RNA. It is a transcript of the gene cdca5, whose product is annotated as cell division cycle associated 5. The transcript has 5 exons. The coding region runs from base 95 to 808 and encodes 237 amino acids. The record is from RefSeq and is a predicted model, not a curated record. Lineage: Eukaryota; Metazoa; Chordata; Actinopteri; Clupeiformes; Clupeidae.
UUAUUGUAUUUAUUGAAGCAAAUGCAGUAUACAACCGGAAGUAGUACGUUGUAGCUGAGUUCUUCUUCGCGGUUCAAAGAGGAAAGCGGGAAACAUGGAGUCCAAAAAUGGCAGCCCUCCACGCAGACGGUCGGCUAGGCUUUCUACACCAGAGGAAAAACCUGCCGUGAGAAAAACAUUCACCGUUAAGAAAAUUGUGCCACGGAAAACACAGACCUCAGAGGUUAACAAGGAGAAUGUUGAAAGACUGUCCAAUGUACCCGAGAAGAGGCCAAAAGUCUCUACACCAACACCUGCAGAGGUCCCAUCGCCCAGGCCCACCAUCCUGUCACCGAUCCUGCCCAUCCGGAGCGUCUCCCCUCCACCCUCGGCCACAGAGACGGCUCGGGAUGAGGUGUGGAGCCAGAAGGUGCGGCGCUCUUAUAGUCGCCUGAGUGGGGACGCUUCGUUCAGCAGCCCGCGGCAGCAAGGCUUGGGCUCGCCGGUGCCCUCGCGACGGGAGACUCUGUUUGGGUUUGAGGAGAUGGCGACUCCCAAGGUUAUGCGGUCCAUGUCCCUGUCUGCGUCUGCGUCAGCCCCCCAAGCUUCGUCCUCGCUGUGUGGAGUGACAUUAAACCUGUCGGAGGUGGAGGACAGCCUGAAUCGCUCGCAAGACCCCGACAUGAACAUCCCAGGUGUGGCUAUGCCGAAGAAACAGUCCAGGAAAAAGAGAGUACAGCCAAUGAAAUCAUCUGAACUAGAUGUCCUUGCUGCCCAGAUGAAUGCUGAAUUUGCUGAGGCAGAAGACUUCGAGUUGCUGGUGGAAUAGUUGGAUUGUGAUAUGUUAUGUAUAUAUUUUCUAUAUUUGUCUUGACAAACCCAUCAGUGACUAAUGUACUACAUGUAUGAUCAGUUGCUUAGCUUUGUAGUUGUUCUGUGUCUUAUAUGUUUGCAUAUUUUCACAUUUGUUAUUGUUUAUAUUGACUGUUUUUUGCAGCAUUGUCUUUAUUUUAUUAAUCACUGUGUUUGGAGGAUGUUUAAGUUUGCAUAUUAUGUAUAGAUUUAGUGAAGUUGGUCAACUUCAAUAAAUAUCCUUCUUGUACCUAAAA